This is a messenger RNA of Xiphias gladius (swordfish), 683 nucleotides long. RefSeq names its product hemoglobin subunit alpha-2. Gene Ontology annotation, molecular function: oxygen binding; haptoglobin binding; heme binding. The transcript is spliced from 4 exons. The record is from RefSeq and is a predicted model, not a curated record. Gene Ontology annotation, cellular component: haptoglobin-hemoglobin complex; blood microparticle; hemoglobin complex. NCBI's taxonomy places the organism in Eukaryota, Metazoa, Chordata, Actinopteri, Istiophoriformes, Xiphiidae. Bases 176 to 610 code for a protein of 144 amino acids. Gene Ontology annotation, biological process: hydrogen peroxide catabolic process; oxygen transport.
GUGGUUAUCUCAUACAAGCUGCAACAUAUCAUUUGGAUCCCUUCCAAAUGCCAUGCAGCCUAUCUCGGAGGUGGCCCGGGUGUGCCCAUACCCUCUUCCAAACUAUAGCCUAUAAAACCCCCACGGUUUGGGCUGAUCGUGGUAUUCAACUUCAACCAAACAAUCAACAGGCAAGAUGACCAGUCUCAGUGCUAAGGACAAGAACACAGUCAAGGCCUUCUGGGCUAAAGUGUCUGCCAAGGCGGAGGACAUCGGCACUGACGCUCUGUCCAGGAUGCUGGUGGUGUACCCGCAGACCAAGACUUACUUCUCCCACUGGAAGGACCUGAGCCCCGGCUCUGCCCCCGUGAGGAAGCACGGAAUCACCGUGAUGUCUGGAGUUGCCGAUGCUGUGUCCAAAAUCGACGACCUGACAGCCGGUCUCCUGAACCUCAGUGAGCUGCAUGCCUUCACUCUGAGAGUGGACCCUGCCAACUUCAAGAUCCUGUCCCACAACAUCCUUGUGGUCUUUGCCAUCAUGUUCCCCAAGGAAUUCACCCCCGAGGUCCAUGUGGCUAUGGACAAGUUCCUGAGCAGCCUGGCUCGUGCCCUGUCCGAGAAGUACCGAUAAACUGCGAACGAGAGCAGGAGCGGAUGACGGGACAGCAGCAUGGGCUUGGAUACUCUCUCUCUCUAGUGGUACU